This is a messenger RNA of Alternaria alternata, 2154 nucleotides long. RefSeq names its product phthalate transporter-like protein. Bases 413 to 1876 code for a protein of 487 amino acids. The transcript is spliced from 4 exons. Gene Ontology annotation, molecular function: transmembrane transporter activity. Gene Ontology annotation, cellular component: membrane. Gene Ontology annotation, biological process: transmembrane transport. Lineage: Eukaryota; Fungi; Ascomycota; Dothideomycetes; Pleosporales; Pleosporaceae. The record is from RefSeq and is a predicted model, not a curated record.
CACAAGGAGCAGUAUCCUCUCCAGGCCUUUUCUCCUGGUCCAAGGCUUUUUUCUUACAGGUCCGGAUCUUUUGGUAGCUUGGUACAGAUCUCAUUGAACCAUGAUCCUCGUCUAUCCGACCCCUAUGGAUCUGUACUUGAAUUACGAAAUGACCAUUAGGCUCGAUAUACGUUAGCUAUACGACCGAUCGAAUGGAACACACGGCAUGCCCAGCCACGAAGCCUCCAGACCUUUAAAGACAGCGCUCUGCUUGGAAUCCGGAACUUGCCUCGGUAGGCGUCAUCGUCUUAUCAAUAUAAGUGGAUGCAUGACUGCCAGAAUAAUCUACAACUGCUCGUCUCCCUGUGACGAUCUCCUCCUUUCUUUUUGAUCCUUCUCGAGGAGAAACUAAACCAGUACUCCUUUGCCCACCAUGAAUAGCGAUGACGAGUACAAACAAAACACUGUUCACAAGGAAGCGUACAGCCCGCCAGCUACAGACAGCAAUGCCGCGGAUUACGCUUACGAUCAGAUUGAAGAGAAGAGGUUGAUUCGCAAAGUCGAUUGGAGACUUCUACCAAUCUUGGGCGCACUUUACUCUAUCGCGCUGAUAGAUCGCACGAACAUUUCCAAUGCGCGUGUUGCUGGAAUGGGGACAGAUCUUGACCUCCAGAUCGGUGAUCGAUAUACCAUCGUCUUGGUCCUCUUCUUUCCUACGUACUUCCUGCUCGAACUUCCGUCUAACAUCGUCCUUCGAAAAGUUGGGAGUGCCAACUGGCUGGCCUUUAUCGCUGUGUCGUGGGGCGCUGUCAUGAUAGGGCAGGGCUUCGUCGAGAGUUGGAUAUCGCUCGCCAUAUGCCGUGUGUUGCUCGGAGCGUUCGAGGCGGGCUUCUUCCCCGGUUGUGUAUAUCUCAUCACUUGCUGGUACCGUCGCUAUGAAACACAAAAGCGACUUGGUGGCUUUUAUCUCUUCUCAGUCGGUAUUGGUGGCCUUGCAAAUAUCCUUGCAUACGGCCUCAUGCAGAUGGAAGGCGUCGGUGGUAUUCGAGGCUGGAGAUGGAUAUUCAUAAUCGAAGGGAUCAUCACCUGUCUAGUUGCAAUCGCAGCCUGGUUCAUCAUCUUGGACUUUCCCGAUAAAGCCGAGAAGAAAGGGUUUCUCACCUCCACCGAGGCCGCUGUUAUCAUGCAGCGUAUAGAAGACGAUCGUGGCGACUCAGUAGCGGAUCCUCUGACCUGGGCUAAGUUCUUCCAACAUCUAAAGGACCUGAGGCUUUGGGCAUACGCCACGCUCUUCAUGUCGACGACGAUGCCCGCAUACGCCUUCAGUUACUUCCUCCCCGUCAUCCUCCUCGGCAUGGGCUAUUCUGCUGGGCAAGCCAACGCCCUUUCAGCACCUCCCAGUUUGUUCGCGAUGAUCACAGCGUUCGGAUUCGCAUGGCUAGGGGACAAGUACCGUGUGCGUGCUCCCGUCAUCGCCGCUCAAUCAGUCCUUGCCAUAAUCGGUCUCAUGAUAGUUGCAUACGCCGAAAACAAUGGGGCAAGAUACUUUGGCUCAUUCCUCGGGGUAUGUGGCUGCCAGGGCAACGUCCCGGCUAUCCUUGCGUAUCAGAGCAACAAUAUUCGAGGCCAAAGUAAGCGGUCCGUUGGAAGCGCUCUUCAGAUUGGCUUCGGUGCAAUUGGCGGCAUCCUCGCAUCGACGACGUUCAAGCAAACGGAGGCACCCACAUACAUUACUGGGCUUUGGGUGACAACCGGCCUCCAAAUCUACAUCUUGUUAGUGCUGUGCUGCACUACUACGUAUUUUGUGAAGAGAAAUAAGGUGGUUGAUCGACAAAGAGCGAACGGCGAGCCUAUGGACGAAAAUGAAGGGCAGGCUGGGUUUCGGUAUACUAUAUAGGCCACCAAGGGUGACCAAGGCGUCUGAGCGUACUCUUUCCGCAGCGCGUCCUGAUAUUGCAGUCUUUUCACGGUUGCUCUGAAUCGUCUCAACGCAUCGCUAGCUUUCAAUCAUACCUUCAACAGCUAUAUGAUCUUGGCCGAUUCAUGUCCAACGCGCACAGGUUACCAAAGUCGACUUUGGAAAGAUGGUGAGCUUGAACAUGGAUCUUUGCCAUAUACGGAUUAGGGCGGCACGUUGAUGACGUUUACCGCCGGACUCUGUUUGUCGCGUCACAC